AUGGCAGAAGGGGAGAUACUACAACUGUUUAGCACACGUUUGAUCAAAGGAUCGUCUUCACUUGUCUCUAACCCGUUGUUCUGUGGUGCUAAGAAUGACGAGACUCAUUCACGAUGCCGGCGAAACGUCUGGGAAUGUACCACGUCCACGGAAUCAAAUUCUAUCAAUUGGCUUCGCGAACGGCCAGAGUCUUCUGAGCUAUCUUGUCAUAUCCAGGAAGAUGAUCCAGCUUCUGAGCUGGAUUUAGUCAAUGACUUUGAAGACCUUAUGGAGGAAUCUGAAGAUUUUUCAGCUGACUCAAUUGAUGAAUCACCAAAGUGA
This is a messenger RNA of Protopolystoma xenopodis, 321 nucleotides long. The record is from the annotation of a GenBank genome assembly. NCBI's taxonomy places the organism in Eukaryota, Metazoa, Platyhelminthes, Monogenea, Polystomatidea, Polystomatidae.